This is a messenger RNA of Malurus melanocephalus (red-backed fairy wren), 2865 nucleotides long. RefSeq names its product intraflagellar transport 57 (gene IFT57). The record is from RefSeq and is a predicted model, not a curated record. Gene Ontology annotation, biological process: intraciliary transport; non-motile cilium assembly. NCBI's taxonomy places the organism in Eukaryota, Metazoa, Chordata, Aves, Passeriformes, Maluridae. The transcript has 11 exons. Gene Ontology annotation, cellular component: Golgi apparatus; intraciliary transport particle B; cilium. The coding region runs from base 40 to 1299 and encodes 419 amino acids.
GCCUCUGUUGCUGUGGUUACGAGCAAGCACASAGCCAAGAUGGCGGAGGAGGGCGCGGGUCCCGGCCGGCGCGGGGAGCGCGGUGAGGAGGCUCCGGGGGAGCACGGCCCCGGCGCGGCUUUUCACAUGUUCGUGCUCAUGGAGGACCUGCUGGACAAGCUGAAACUGCUGAGCUACGAGGAGGAGGCGCUGCGGCGCCACAACAUGCGGCCUCUCUCCAGGCACUACUUUGCCCUGCCCACCAACCCGGGUGAGCAGUUCUUCAUGUUCUGCACACUCGCUGCUUGGCUGAUCACCAAAGCGGGACAUCCCUUCGAGCAGCCACAGGAGUACGAUGACCCCAAUGCAGUGAUUUCCAAUGUGCUCUCASAACUGCGAUCCUUUGGAAGGCCUGUGGAUUUUCCUCCCUCAAAAUUAAAGACAGGCUGUGGAGAGCAAGUGUGCUAUGUUCUUGAUUGUUUAGCUGAAGAAGCCUUGAAACACACUGGAUUCAGCUGGAAAAGGCCAGAAUAUCCAACAGAAGAGCCAGAAGAAGAAGAAAUAACAGAAGAUGAUGCMGAAUUAACACUCAGUAAAUUGGAGGAGGAAGUUGCAGAAGAAGAGUCAGACAAUGAAGAAAAUUACAUUGACCUGAAUGUUCUAAAGGUGCAAACAUACGGAUCGAAUAUUAAUGACACUGCAAAGCAAGAAGAGAUUUUACAGUCCACRACAGAUGCAGCAGAUUGGAAUCUGGAAGUGGAACGUGUGCUUCCACAGCUGAAAGUCACAGUCAGGACUGACAAUAAGGAUUGGAGAAUUCAUGUAGACCAAAUGCAUCAGCAUAAGGAUGGAAUUGAUUCUUCUUUGAAAGAAACUAGGGGUUACCUUGACAAACUUCAUAAUGAAAUCAGCAGAACACUGGAAAAGAUCAAUAGCAGGGAAAAGUACAUCAACAAUCAGUUGGAGCACUUGGUUCAAGARUACCGUUCAGCACAAGCCUUGCUGAGUGAGGCUAAGGAGAAGUACCAGGAGGGAAGUGGAGGAGUAACUGAAAGGAUUAAAGUGCUUUCUGAGAUUACAGAAGCAUUAGAGAAAGUAAAGCAGGAAACAGAAGAGAAAGGAAGCAGUAUGACUGAUGGUGCUCCUCUAGUGAAGAUUAAACAGGCCUUAACAAAAUUGAGGCAAGAAACCAUUCAGAUGGACAUACAGAUYGGUGUGAUGGAACACACAUUGCUCCAGUCAAAGCUGAAAGAGAAGUCCAAUAUGACUAGAGACAUGCAUGCAACAGUGAUUCCAGAAGCCACAGUAGGUGCUUAUUAAAAUUGGUUGGACCUGACUUGGUUUGCCCAAAAUACAGUUUUCUAGCAUUUGCUUUUUUCUGAGUUCAGAGGUUUUGUUUAUGUUGGGGGAGGAGGAUGCUCUUUUUUUCCUGUUCAUUUUUAACAAGACAUUUGUCAUGCACUUUUUUAAGAAGUAACAUGCACACUUURGACUCAGCAUGGAGCCAUGCUUAGUUUUGUACAUAUCUCUUCCAAAUAUACUAAUAAUUUUUUAUUUAUGAAGAUAUCUCUACUUCAUUGGAGAAUGUUAUGUAGUGUGAAAGCAUAUAAAAUUAUGSUGACAGGCUGUAAUCUUGAUACUCUACAGUGCUGAAAGGAAAUUGCUUGUAAAGGACUUGAAAGGAAGGUAAGACAUUUAUUAUCACCAUUUGCAUACAUUUAGUAUAAAGCAUUUAAUUGAUGAUUCUGAAAUAGUACAGCAUUUCUCUUUCUAAGGCUGRGUUAAAACUGAUAUCAGCUGCAAGACUCCUCUAACAGCAGCAAUAUCAAAACCUAUAUAAGACCAAAGAAGGUGAAAAGUAUUGUUUGAAAACCACUCUAGGCUUUCUAAUUCUUUUYCAUGUGUCAUUGCUGUUUCAGAGUCACUUUUUGUAUUAGCAUUGGGUCAAAUGYUUUUUUCAUUUAUAGUGUGUAGUGGAGUUCUGUGGACAUAAUUUGGGUUAUUCUUGUUUUCUGUUCUUGUGUUCUUUUGAUUUCUGUGAAGGAAAAAUGUUGCCAAAUCUAGUUGAGUAAUACAGAAUGAGAAGAAAAAUGUAGGAGGAAGGGAACAGGAAUGUAAUGGCAACAGGGAGCUUGCUUUGUCUUAGUAAAUGUGUAGGUAGGGAGUGAUUCUAGAUGUUCGUGGUAAUGAAGGAGUGCGGUGCAAAGAAAUAACCUUAUUAAAGUACUGGUACAUUCUUUUGGUUAUGAUUAUUAAUAAGCCAUGAACUCUAUUAAWACAAUUCCAGUGACAUUAAAAUCCUCCCCUAACUUCUGUAGGCUAUUCCAUUCAUCUUACAAUUAAUUUCUCUCACUUAAAAAUGAGCAGAAUUUUUCAGAAUCAGUGGAUUAGUUCUGUUUCUAAAAGUCAAGAUACUUGACGCAGUCAGUACUAUAAGCCAGAGUAAAUUUGUUGUGCUUCAGUAUUUCAUUUGCCAAAAAGCCCUAAACCCAUUGGAUUUAAAUAAGCAAAAGCAAUAUGUAAAUGUCAACUAUUACAAUUUACCUGUGCAAGCAAUUGCUGAAAAUCUCUGUGAAUCACACUGGAAAUCAGUUUCCAACUCCUUUCACUGCCUACCUAUAUCCUCCCACAUUCAACUGAAAUUAGAAAWGUUAUUAUUCAUGUUCCCUUUGUUAGGUGCUGUUGCUACUGCAUAUUUACUUUACCAGUGGGUUUACUUCAACUUAAGGUAAAGCAACCUCCUUUUGCACUGCCUGCAAUGCAGCUCACUGAUGCUUUUGGAUUGCAAUGUUGUGUUGUAUAAAUGCUGUUUAUGUAAAUACUUUCCUCAAAAAACUCCUCCUUCAUGCUAAUAAACAUGAUUAAUCAAAAACCUUUCCUUAUGAA